AUGGCUGUGACUCCUUCUCCAAUGUUACCGAAGGGGAUGAUCCUGACAAAGUUUAUGGCCUAUUCCUCUGCAGAGGUGGUGUUCAACCCAGUAUCUGCAACAAACAAUUGCAUCAACACGGCUGGCGUUGAGAUUUUAAAAAAAUGCUUACCCUACAAAAAGGCAAUUAUAUGGUAUGAUGAGUGUUUUAUUCGCUACUCGAACAGUUCUUUUUCUACCAUGGGGAUAUCCCCACAAUUUUAUAUGUGGAACGCAACAAACGCAACCCAGCCAGAUAACUUCAAUGAGAUUUUGGGAAAGACAUUCUCUAAUCUGAGUAUUGUGGCAACUUCUAAUCCUUUGAAUGCAACCAGUCAAACUAAUGUGACCAGUUCUAUUAACUUGUAUAGCAUGGUGCAGUGUACGCCUGAUUUAUCACCAACGGAUUGCCUUACUUGCCUAAAUUCUAUUGUCUCUAAAUUUCUUAUAUACGUGGCCGGAAAGAAAGGAGGGAGAUCUGCGUCACCAAGCUGUAACAUAAGGUAUGAAUUGUACCCCUUCUUGCUGGACCCUCCUGCACCCAACAAGCCCAAUAGUGGCGGCAGCGGCAGCGGCAGCGGCGGCGGCAAGCAUGUUUGGAUCAAUUUCACCACUCCAUUAGUUGCCGUCAUCAUUUAUAAUAAGAUGGAAUUUGUUGAGGUGAUACCAAAAUUCAUUUGA
Messenger RNA from Camellia sinensis, 699 nucleotides. The record is from RefSeq and is a predicted model, not a curated record. NCBI's taxonomy places the organism in Eukaryota, Viridiplantae, Streptophyta, Magnoliopsida, Ericales, Theaceae.